Molecule: messenger RNA, 558 nt
Organism: Linum tenue
Lineage: Eukaryota; Viridiplantae; Streptophyta; Magnoliopsida; Malpighiales; Linaceae
Source: the annotation of a GenBank genome assembly
ACUCAGAAGAUCUCUGCUGGGGGCUUCUUGAAGAAGACGCUGUUCAAUUUUGCGUACUCCCACAAACUGAGUAAUUUGAAAGGCGGGAGUAAGACAGACGAGGCAUCUCCACUCAGUGACAAGCUCGUCUUCAGCAAGGUAAAGCAAGGGUUGGGAGGAAAUGUACGGCUAAUCCUAUCUGGAGCAGCACCACUGGCCAGCCAUGUCGAAGCUUACCUUCGAGUCGUCACAUGUGCCCAUGUUCUGCAAGGAUACGGUCUCACGGAGAGCUGUGUUGGAAGUUUCGUGUCAUUGCCAAAUGACAUGUCGAUGCUCGGCACUGUAGGUCCUCCAGUGCCAAAUGUUGAUGUCCGCCUUGAAUCGGUUCCGGAAAUGAACUACGAUGCUCUCUCCAGCACUCCUCGUGGUGAAAUCUGCAUCCGCGGCGACACCCUGUUCUCCGGCUACUACAAACGUGAUGAUCUCACUGAGGAAGUUUUGAUUGGUGGAUGGUUCCACAUUGGCGAUGUUGGGGAAUGGCAACCCGACGGAAGCAUGAAAAUCAUCGACCGGAAGAAG